AUGCACGGACCAGAGUUUAAACAACAUUUACCUGAAGACGAGAUGUCCAGUGAUCAGGAAAUCGAUGCUGCUACGUACUACAACUUGAAAGAAGAGGCACUUUUGGUCAAAAAGGAAAGUCUCAUCAACAAUUUGGAAUUCACAGGGGCAGUUUUCAUCCGUUUCGACAGUCCAGCUGAUGCAAAGGCCGCGAAAAUGGCGCUCACUAAACGCACAUCCAAAUGGUUUUGGAAUCGUAGCAAUGAAGAAGAUGCAGAGUUCCAGCCGUCGCAAUGGACCGUACGAUAUCCUCCACCCAGCGCUGACAUCAACUGGAUCGAUUUCAAAAAACCCCGCUCCACUUGGAGAACACUGGCCCUCUAUCUGAGAUUGGCACUGACCUAUUCGAUUUACAUAUUCCUAAUGGCUGCACCGGCCAGUGUCAUCCGCUGGCUCCAUGUGGAAGGACACGGUUUGGAUGAAGGCUCAAUCUAUUGGAAGCGAUUCGUGUUGCCAACGAUUGUAUCUUUCUUUACUACCGAACUCACCGACUGGGUAACGGGGCAGGACCAACAACGACGUCAUUUAACCGUAACUGCCAUGUGUUUGGCCAGUUUACGAUCUAUCUGCUAUUUGAACGUUAUCCUGUACUUGAUACGAAUGUUGGCCAUGAAACCGCUUCCCUUAUUACUAGCGGGCAAGUUUUACAGCCAGGACUUCCGCCUGGAAUGUCUUUUCUUCCCAGUGCACGGUAGUUUUGUUGCUUGUUGCAUCAUCGUCAACACGGCCAGCGGAAUAUUGAUGAAUCACUUGCGCAUCGAUUGUGUCCUUUCUUAUCUCAAGAAUUUGUUAACCUUUCGGUCGGAUGCAGAACAAACGGCCUUCAAAGAUGCGUACAGAAUCGACUUUGACUUCGCUUCCAGUUAUGCGGAAUUGACUAGCAAUUUUGCUCUGACGAGCUUUUUCAUGAUGAUAUUCCCCGUCAUCAGCUUAGUCUCUUGCUUCUUUUCCAUCCUGAGAUUUUUGAGCGACAGGACUGCCUUAACUGAGAUUUAUCCCGUGAGUCAUACUGGUCACGAUUUACACAAAGAGUCGAUCAACAUGGUGCUGAAAUUUGCAAUUGCCUCACCUUUGGCCUUGAUUGUGUACCGACGAAUCCAGUUGGGUCCCACCGUUCAAUUAUUGGAUCCAGGUGUUGUCGCUCCUCUGUCCUUACUCAUUCUGUACGUUCUGUAUCUGCUUUACGCUCACGUUAAAUCACGUAGGAAAGAGGAUUCCACUGAAGACGAGGAAGUCGAUUCCAUCCGAAUUACGGCACACGAAUAUGACCCAGUAGCUCAAAUUCGAGUCGAGGCACUUUUGGUGACUCGAGUUUAACUUGCAAAUCAAAGGAAUGACGUUGUGAUUACCGACGAUAAAAAUGUGUUCACGUAUCAAUGUGCAAUUGUAUACGAUUAAAUAAUUAAUA
This is a messenger RNA of Daphnia magna, 1447 nucleotides long. RefSeq lists its product as uncharacterized. The record is from RefSeq and is a predicted model, not a curated record. Bases 1 to 1356 code for a protein of 451 amino acids. The transcript has a single exon. Lineage: Eukaryota; Metazoa; Arthropoda; Branchiopoda; Diplostraca; Daphniidae. Gene Ontology annotation, cellular component: plasma membrane. Gene Ontology annotation, molecular function: calcium-activated cation channel activity.